AUGCCGUUCGACUGUUGGGAGGUAGCGCUAGUCACUUGGAAGCUGUACUUUCAAACUGGCUUCAAGGAAGGAAAAGAUGCACUAGCAUCUGGUGGCGAGGAAAUGGCAGCCGCAAUGCAAUUUUACCUGGAGACAUUCGAUAUCAAAGCAUUAUCUAUCUGGGAGCUUUUUGAUUGCAAUGUGAAGCAGGCUUCAUUCAAACGCAAGAUGGCAGAAUGGUGGAACUCCACAUCGACUAUGGCCAGCACUGGGCGACCAAUCGAUGGCCUAAUCUGUCCGGUGCAUCCGUCCACGAGCUACCCUCAUAACUUUCCGAGUUGGUGGGGAUAUACAUCCUUGUGGAACGUUCUCGAUUAUCCUUCCACGACAAUGCCCAUAAAGGGUUUCAGAAUAUCUGCGGAUACGGAUCCGAAAAGAAUGGACUAUAAGCCAUUAAACAAUCCUUUCGACAGGAGAACUCAUGAAAUGUACAAUCCCGAGCUAUUUGCGAGCCAACCAGUAUGCAUGCAAAUUGUAGGAAGACCAUUCCAAGACGAAGAACUAAUUUUGGUGACUGAAGUCAUUGAUCAAGUAGUCAAUUCCGACAAUUAA
Penicillium lagena is the source of this 591-nucleotide messenger RNA. RefSeq lists its product as uncharacterized. NCBI's taxonomy places the organism in Eukaryota, Fungi, Ascomycota, Eurotiomycetes, Eurotiales, Aspergillaceae. The record is from RefSeq and is a predicted model, not a curated record. Bases 1 to 591 code for a protein of 196 amino acids. The transcript is spliced from 2 exons.